GGAGACACGCUGACAGUUGAGACCUGGCUGCCCCUGAGUACCUAGAACGGGCGCAUUCAGUCCGUCGGCGGCAGUGGUUGGAUCGCCGGCCGCUUUAUCCUCUCCUACCUAGCCAUGGCCGGCGCCAUUGGCGAGGGGUAUGUCGCAUCUACUGUUGAUGCUGGGCUUGUCGACGACAAUGGGCAAGUCUCGUUCACGCCGGAAGAAUGGGCCAUGGUCUCCGAAGGCAACGUCAACCUGUAUAACUUGCAGAGCUUUGGCUCUGUCGUUCUCUAUGAUCAGUCCAUUAUUGUCAAGUCCCUCACGGAAAGCUUCUAUGGACAGAAGCACGAAUAUGCUUAUUUCAGCGGCUGCUCUCAGGGUGGCAGACAAGGUCUCACGCUCGCCCGAGGGGGACUUUCUCUGGUACGGCCCCAACUUGGACUCUCGCCUCUCCGGCGACGCAUCCGGCGGGGCCAUGACGGCAGACCCGGGGUAUGCUCAGACGAUAUGUCGCAAUGUCACCUGUGAGGGCGCGCCGGUGGGAUUCGGCGACAAGUUAUUUAAAAAGGCAGUGCGAGAGUUCGACUCUAUCAUCGGAACUUCGUCCGCCGACCUAUCCGAAUUUCGAGCGGCCGGUGGGAAGCUCAUCACCUAUCAUGGCAGUGCCGACCAUCUGAUUCCUUUUAAGGGGUCUGUUCACUAUUAUGAUGAGGUCCUGAAGAUCGAUGCCAAUGCCAGGACUUUUACCGUCUCUUUGAGGUGCCGGGCAUGGCUCACUGCUCCGGCGGAAAUGGUGGACAGCCCACGAACACCUGGGCGGCGCUCGUUGCCUGGGUGGAGGAUGGCACAGCGCCUGAAUCCUUGCCCAUACAUCUCGAGGAUCAGCAUUCGGAAACCUCUGAUAGGCUGCUGUGCCCCUAUCCUCAAAAGGCCCUGUUCACGGGGUGUUCUGGUCGUAACGAUACGUCCAGAAGCACAUGGUCUUGUGUGAACACCCAGGACUAAGUACGAUAUCUCAAGACCGCAUUGGAUGUCUUAACUCAGUGGCCUCAGCUUAUUCCUGGUUCAAAGUGUCGCGGAGCGCUGCCAGCUAAUACUCUUCCUCGUGGACUAUGUGGAAAGGGGUGAAUUCACGUGCCACACUCAUUUAGCUACUUAGACAGACCAACAACUUAAUCCAAGCACAUACUCUUGAUCCGUG
Chaetomium fimeti is the source of this 1183-nucleotide messenger RNA. RefSeq lists its product as uncharacterized. NCBI's taxonomy places the organism in Eukaryota, Fungi, Ascomycota, Sordariomycetes, Sordariales, Chaetomiaceae. The coding region runs from base 140 to 973 and encodes 277 amino acids. The record is from RefSeq and is a predicted model, not a curated record. The transcript is spliced from 4 exons.